GGAUAGAGUUGGAGGACGUUACUCGCAAAAGGAACGCGAGGGAUUCGCUUUCCUUCAACUGGCAUUUCCAGAAGGGGACAGGGGAGCUAGGACGUUGCCUACUUUUUUAUUCAAAGGUAUUUGCCCCCCCCUCACCACGGCCCUCCCCUGCGUGUUACGCUGCUUCCCCGGCGAGCCGCCCUGGGCCGGGAGCCUCUUCCUGCCCCGCCCCCCCGCCCCCUCCAUGGGCAGGAUGACGCGCUCCAAGACCUUCCAGGCCUACCUGCCCAACUGCCACCGCACUUACAGCUGCAUCCACUGCCGUGCCCACCUGGCCAACCACGACGAGCUCAUCUCCAAGUCUUUUCAAGGGAGCCAAGGCAGAGCGUAUCUCUUCAACUCUGUGGUGAAUGUGGGCUGUGGUCCAGCAGAAGAGAGAGUAUUGCUGACGGGACUCCAUGCUGUGGCGGAUAUUUACUGUGAAAACUGCAAAACCACACUGGGGUGGAAAUAUGAGCAUGCGUUUGAGAGCAGUCAGAAGUAUAAGGAGGGGAAAUUCAUCAUCGAGCUGGCUCACAUGAUCAAGGACAACGGCUGGGACUGAGCAUGUACAGAAGGUGGAGGGGGUUACCUCUAUUCCACUGUCCACAAUCCUUGCACCUCCUUCAUACAUACACACAAACACACGCACACACUCACACACAUACACACACACACACACUCACACACAUACACACACACACACACACUCACACACAUGCAUACACACAGACCCACACACACACACACACACAAACACACGCACACACUCACACACACAUACACACACACACAGAGACACACACACACAUGCUGACACACACACACUCAUGCACUGACAUACACGUACACACACACACAAAUUAUGCACACACACACGUACACACAUUACACACAUGCACACACACAUUAACUUUUACACAUGCACACACACACGUACACACACAUGAACUCAGGCACGUGCACACACACACUCACACACACAGACAUGCACACACACACACAUACACACACACACAUCCACACACACACACACAGAAUGUGCAGCAGCAGCACUAUUAUCCUGAAACAGGAUUCACACCUGGGUGAUGUAUGUACCUGAACAUCUCUUUCAAUCCCCAAUUUUCAGACAAGACAUAUUGCUAACCAUACAUACAUACAUGCAGUAUAUACAUAUAUACAUACAUACAGUACAAUCAGUAGUCCAAAAUACUCUUUUAAAAUAGUCAGUAAUGUGCAGGGACUUUUAAUUAAUUUUAGUCUGGCCCAGGUCUGGCCCAGGUUUGGCCCAGGUCUGGCCUGGUUCACAAGGUGCAGAGUAGAGCUGAUGAAGGCUGCUGACGGUGACAGUUCUGACGGUGGCCUGAGGUGGCGCUGAUGUACACUUGUGACCUGGUGACCUUUUGGAGAGCCUAGUGGGGGGGUUAGACUCCGCAAUUACGGCUCUCUGCAGAACUGAAUUCUGGGGCAUUUUUAUGUGUUCAAUUAGAUUUAUUUCUAUACUGUGUUCAUUAUUUAUUUGUCAUGAGUCUGGGACUCCCCCUUCUGUGGAAAGCCCUGUCCUGUGGUCCCACCUGUACCUACUCUCUACCUGUGCACACCUGUACCCACUCUAUAUCUGUGCACACCUGUACCCACUCUCUACCUGCGCACACCUGUACCCACUCUCUACCUGGGCACACCUGUACCCACUCUGUACCUGGGCACACCUGUACCCACUCUCUACCUGGGCACACCUGUACCCACUCUGUACCCGCGCACACCUGUACCCACUCUCUACCUGGGCACACCUGUACCCACUCUGUACCUGGGCACACCUGUACCCACUCUGUACCUGGGCACACCUGUACCUACUCUCUACCUGGGCACACCUGUACCCACUCUGUACCUGGGCACACCUGUACCCACUUUCUACCUGGGUACACCUGUACCCACUCUCUACCUGGGCACACCUGUACCCACUCUCUACCUGCACACACCUGUACCCACUCUCUAUCUGCGCACACAUGUACUCACAGCUAGCAGCAGUCUUAAGAGAUCUGAGACUCUGGGUACGGUGUUUUACGCCUUUAUAAUGCGCUGUUAAGAUCCACUCUGAAUGUACACCGUGAAUCAUGUUUCAUUCGCACAGCGAAGACCCUAAAAGUGUGUGUAGGGAGAAGACUGGAGUUUUGGGGGAGAGGGCACUUGUUGUUUUCUUAUCCUGGGAUACCCCCUCAUGUUUACCGGAGUCAGUCUGUUACACUGCCUCUUAACGACUUCUUAAACAAACUAAAACAAUAACCCACAGUAGAAUAAGGUUUUUUCACUAUUUGGGGAACUGGAGUCCACCGGUAGCCAUGGCAAGUGCCUGGCGAUGGAAAUGCCCAAUCAUAGGCUUUUUAGAAAGCUCCAGCACAACCAAAGAAUCCACCCAUCUACGAUAAAUCGACCAAUCAAGAGAUCUCAAUUUUGAUGGGCAAAGUGGCUCACAGGAAGGAGGGUUGUGAUUGGCUGAAAGGGACAGCCCUUUCUCUUUGAUCUAUUGCAUCAUUUGCUUUUGUAAAUUAUACAUGUUAAUAUAUUAUAAAUGAACGUGAGUCAUAAUUUAUGUCUUAUUGUUGUAUGUAUUACACAAUGUAAAUAGUCAUGUUUAAUGUUUGUUUUUAUUUAUUAUGAUCGUGAUUAUUAUUGUUAUUAUUAUUAUUAUUAUUAUUAUUAUUAUUAUUAUGUCUAUGCUGUGUAUUCCGUCCCCAGCAGGGACUCUAAUAUUUGCUACUUUUUUACGAUUUGAAAAUGUUUUGAUUUCAUUGUUUUUUUGUAAAGGACAGAAGAUGACAGUGAUAUUGGAACUUGGUCAAUAAAGUCGCCCUUCUUAUCGAUCCUCA
Molecule: messenger RNA, 2885 nt
Organism: Conger conger (European conger)
Lineage: Eukaryota; Metazoa; Chordata; Actinopteri; Anguilliformes; Congridae
Product: protein yippee-like 1
Exons: 5
Coding region: 224-583 (119 amino acids)
Source: RefSeq, a predicted model, not a curated record